Parathielavia appendiculata is the source of this 840-nucleotide messenger RNA. Its product is annotated as short-chain dehydrogenase. NCBI's taxonomy places the organism in Eukaryota, Fungi, Ascomycota, Sordariomycetes, Sordariales, Chaetomiaceae. Gene Ontology annotation, cellular component: endoplasmic reticulum; lipid droplet. The coding region runs from base 1 to 840 and encodes 279 amino acids. Gene Ontology annotation, molecular function: acylglycerone-phosphate reductase (NADP+) activity; triacylglycerol lipase activity. The transcript is spliced from 2 exons. The record is from RefSeq and is a predicted model, not a curated record. Gene Ontology annotation, biological process: phosphatidic acid biosynthetic process; triglyceride catabolic process.
AUGUCGUCUACCGAUAAGCUCACCGUCCUCAUUACCGGAUGCUCCCCAGGCGGAAUGGGCGCAGCUCUGGCCGUCGCCUUCCACAGCGCCGGACAUAACGUUUACGCCACAGCACGGAACACAUCCAAGCUAUCCCCUUUUGCCGAGCAGGGUAUCCAAACGCUCCCCUUGGACGUGACCUCCGCGCCCUCAGUCGCAUCCGCGGUCGCGUCCGUGACUGCCUCUCUCCCCGCCACCAAAGGCCUCGACAUCCUCAUCAACAACGCCGCAGGCAACCACACCAUGCCUCUCGCCGACGCCUCCCUCCCGGCAGCGCGUGAGCUCUUCGAUCUAAACGUCUGGGCCCAGCUCGCCGUCACACAAGCCUUCCUCCCGCUGCUCCUGCGCUCCACCACACCAGCCUCAGCCUUCCGCCCCCUAAUCGUAAACCACACCUCGGUCGGCUCCGUCGCCGCCCUCCCAUUCCAGGGCAUCUACAACGCCUCCAAAGCCGCCCUCGCCAUGCUCACCGCCACGCUGCGCAUGGAGCUCGCGCCGUUCGACAUCCGCGUCAUCGACCUCAAGACAGCCGGCGUCAAGACCAACAUUAUCAGUAAUAGCAACUUCAACGACAGUACCCGCGCCGACAGAUUGCCCGAGGACUCGAUCUACGCGCCGGCUCGCGAGCUGGUGGAGCGCGCCAUGAGCCAGGAGGCGCUGCGGGAGCGGGGCGUGACACCGGAGCAGUGGGCGGGCGAGGUGGUGGGAUUGUUGCUGGGGCGGAACCCGCCGGCGGUGAUUUGGCGUGGGGAGAGUGCUUUGCUGGCGAGGGUGGCGACGGCGGUGCCGUUAAACCUGUAG